UUCUUUUCUUUUUAUAAUUUUUGUUUAACACUGAAAACAGUUUUUGCUUUUUGUCGCAACAAAGGAACGUACGAUUUAACGCCUGGCGUCGAUGAAGAGGAUCUCCUUUAAAGGGACAAUUCCAACUUUUCCCCCCUUUGGGUCACGCUUUAACUUUGAGAAACAGUUGCUGCCAUGGCGAAAAAGUACGAUUUCCUUUUCAAACUGCUGCUGAUCGGGGACAGCGGAGUGGGGAAAACAUGUCUCAUCAUCCGAUUUGCUGAGGACAAUUUCAACUCCACUUAUAUUUCAACCAUCGGCAUUGACUUUAAAGUAAAAACCAUUGAAGUGGAUGGAAAGAAAGUGAAACUCCAAGUCUGGGACACAGCAGGGCAGGAGAGGUUCAAGACCAUUACAACGGCCUACUACAGAGGAGCCAUGGGCAUCAUCCUCGUCUAUGACAUCACAGACGAGAAGUCCUACGAAAACAUUCAGAACUGGAUGAAGAGCAUCAGAGAAAAUGCAUCGGCCGGGGUCAGUCGAAUGUUGCUAGGUAAUAAGUGUGACAUCGAGGCAAAGCGCAAGGUUUCCAAGGAGACGGGAGAAAAGCUGGCUAAAGAUCACGGCAUCAUGUUCUUUGAGACGAGUGCAAAGUCCAGCAUUAAUGUUGAGGAGUCUUUUCUGUCUUUGGCUCGUGACAUACUACAGAAAAACAGCAAGAAAUCAGGACCCACGGGCCGAGAAGUGAAAAUCACCAGCAGUACAGAGAAGAAGUCUUCCAAGUGUGCUCUCCUCUAGAUGUGACACUGGUGCAUACACAGAGCAAAGUGCAACACAGAUUUAAGAGAACAUCAGCAUUGCAGAAGGAACACAGUACAACAUGGUUUCUGUCUCCAUCUGGUGGGCUCCGUGUCAAAUACAUGCAUCUGCAAAAAAAAAAACAAAAAAAAAAACAAGUGUUAUAUCUUAAGUGUUGACACUUUUGUUUCCCAAGAAAAUGCCAGGAGAAAUAUAAUUUAUGGAUUAUUCUUGUGGGAUAGUGUAUUUCACAAUGAAUAUGUUUUCUGCAACAUCUACUGUGUUCGCAUUAAUGUUACAAGAGCUGGUCAGGUAUGCAAAUCUCCACCAUGUUGAGUACAGUUUGUAUUACUCCAGCUUAUCACCACAGUAUAAACCCUGCAGCAGCACUGUCUAGUGGUUUUUAUAGAACCUUUGUAGAAAAUCACACCUCUGCUUAUAGUAGAGCCAUUCCAGGCAUUUCUAAUGUGUGAGCAUUUGCAGUAUAAUAGAGGAAGAGGUUGCCAUAAAAAAACAUUUCAUAUUAAUUGUGCUCCCGGUUUGUGCAUCGCAGUGAUUCAGUAGACGGGGAAUUCAUUGAAGUCGAGUCAUUACGUGUUUUGGUGAGGAACGCACUCUCAUUUCCUGCAGUGACACAUAACAAACCGUGCAACGUCACAGAGAGGUCAUAUGUCGAUAGACAUAUAUAAAUGUAUCCCUGUGAAAACCGAUCAUACUGUAUAUGUUUUAAUAGUGUGCGUCAUCAAAAUGCAUUCCACAGAAUAUACAGUAGAUACCGUGACAGGUUACCACCAUGACAUAAACGUUCCCUUUGUGCCGAAUAUGAGAAAAUGGAAACCUGCUCUUUGUGUUAAUGACUUGCUGUUUGUUCAAACCGAAACAAACAGGCGUUUCCUUUUAAUAGAUGGAUGAUUGACAAUGUGGACGAUGGUCAGUGAGAUAAGUGCAAUAUGAGAGGGUGAGUGGAGAGAUAAAAGAAUGAUGGACAAAGCAAGUGAAUGGACAGGAUGUGGGGGCCUGGGAGGCGGCACUGCUCCCAUGUCCCUCAUUUUGAAUUGAUUUAGUGGCUCUUGCCUUUUAUCUGAAGUGCCUGUUAUAUCUCUUACAAACACCACCGCACGACAUCUGACUUGACAGUGUCCCUGUGUUCAGGCAUUGUUGUUUUUGUUUUUUUCAGGGCACUGACGACGACUGUGAUUACUUGUGCUCCUCUAAUCCUGACAGUUUCUGCUCCGACACACUGUUACUCUCACAUUCUGUGUCUUUUUAACGCUGCCAUUAGACUUUGUAUGGAGACUGCAGACGUGCUGCUUGCUGAAUUAAAAUGCAAAAUUGUAGACCA
Messenger RNA from Solea senegalensis (Senegalese sole), 2119 nucleotides. RefSeq names its product RAB13, member RAS oncogene family (gene rab13). Lineage: Eukaryota; Metazoa; Chordata; Actinopteri; Pleuronectiformes; Soleidae. Gene Ontology annotation, biological process: Golgi vesicle fusion to target membrane; cellular response to insulin stimulus; regulation of exocytosis. The coding region runs from base 175 to 777 and encodes 200 amino acids. The record is from RefSeq and is a predicted model, not a curated record. The transcript is spliced from 8 exons. Gene Ontology annotation, molecular function: GTPase activity; GTP binding. Gene Ontology annotation, cellular component: plasma membrane; trans-Golgi network transport vesicle; synaptic vesicle.